Fopius arisanus is the source of this 1913-nucleotide messenger RNA. RefSeq names its product type 1 phosphatidylinositol 4,5-bisphosphate 4-phosphatase. Gene Ontology annotation, cellular component: phagocytic vesicle membrane; lysosomal membrane; plasma membrane. Gene Ontology annotation, biological process: phosphatidylinositol dephosphorylation. Lineage: Eukaryota; Metazoa; Arthropoda; Insecta; Hymenoptera; Braconidae. Gene Ontology annotation, molecular function: phosphatidylinositol-4,5-bisphosphate 4-phosphatase activity. The transcript is spliced from 6 exons. Bases 416 to 1177 code for a protein of 253 amino acids. The record is from RefSeq and is a predicted model, not a curated record.
AAUACACUCAAAGUUAAGUUUUUGACAGUAGUGAGAUUUCUUGAUGAGCCUCUUCCAAGUGGAUUAUUUUGAUUGAGUGAAUUGUAUCGAUACUAUAGAUACAUGAAAAUCUAUAUUUCAUUGGGUUUAUUGUAGUGUUAAAUACCGUCAAUCUUGUCGUGACCUUUUCACGCCAGCGCCAGACAGCGUUCAAUUCCAGACCUAGAGAAUUUGUAUGUACCUAGCUGACAAGAAUCGUGAUGGCGACCAGAGUGGACUGAGAUUUCGAAGUUGUGUGCAAUAACUGGCAUAAGUAAAUAAAUUCAAUCAGUUAUUGCGUGCGGGUAGGAGGUGUCAUUGAUCGCCAUUGGUGGGAGUUUUUGGUGGAAUUUUUCCUGAUUGACAGAUUGAAUCAUCAAGGGCUUUGUUUAGCACAAUGGAUGAUGGUAAAGAGGCCGAACGCCAACCACUUCUCAGGAAUGAUAGUGUGCCGUACAGUUCCCAGAGCAGUGAUGUCCUUGACGGUACACAAUCGAAUGUCAACACUGUAUCGCCAAUUGGUCCUGAUCAGGUGCCCCCACCUUAUCAGUCCUCUAAUCAGAGUGGAAUGCCGAUGGUCACCUGCAGGGUCUGUCAGGCUAUGAUUGAUAUUUCUGGGAAAAGGGAUCAGCAUGUCGUCAAGUGCAGCCAGUGCAAUGAAGCCACGCCAAUCAGAAAUGCUCCACCAGGGAAAAAGUAUGUGAGAUGCCCCUGCAAUUGUCUCUUGAUCUGCAAGAGUGUAUCACAAAGAAUUGCCUGUCCCAGGCCCAACUGCAAACGUAUCAUAAACCUGGCGCCUAGUCCUGUCACACCACCAGUACUCUCGAUGCCAGGAAUGUGCAGGGUCUGUUGUGCCCACUGUCAUGACACUUUCUUGUUCAAUACUCUGAAUAACGCACUCGCCCGAUGUCCCCAUUGCCGCAAAGUCUCUUCCGUAGGCCCGGAUUUCGCUAAAGGACGAGGAAUAAUGUUCAUCACCAUUGGCCUCAUUGCGCUUGUCAUCGGAAUCGCCGUUACCGUUGGCACAUACUCGCUGGUGGGUACCAAUGGUGGCAUUUACGUGGCAUAUGUGGGCGCUUUCUUGGUGGCUUUGCUGUGCCUCGGGAGGAGCAUCUACUACUGUACACUGAAAAUUAGUCUAAUAGAGGGUCCAUUGUAGGAGUAAACCAUACAACCCAGCAAUUGCAAUAACCCAGAAGAUGCAACAGAAAGCGACACGUAUACAAUUAAUUGAGAGAACAGAAAUAUUAAUUUUAUCAUUGAUGUCGUAUAACCAAUUUUAGAAUUAUUCUUUCAUGAAUUCAUUAUUAAGCGCAGUCUUGGGGGCAAAUGCAUGGUGAAAGCAAUUGUAAAUGGAGAGAUAUAUGUCUCGAUAAAUCGCAAUGCCAUUUCGUGAUAAAUCACGAGUGUUUACAUGGAGAUAUAAUAGAUUUAAUCAUUAAAUUCUUAUAAUUCUUUCCUACGACAAAUUGGCAACUACUGGAGUGGAGGAGUAAAAGCAUAAAGACGACAAUUGGGGUGAUUAUGACAAGUCCACAGUGACUGUAUAUAGAGUUGUGAGUCGAGAGUGCAACUUCCAUGAGAUUGUGAAAGCUUUUUUUCUUGGUGAAAAAAAUAAGGAAAUCCAUAUUUUUUACGUUUACUAUUCCUUUAUCCUUGCGAAUUGUUAAUAUUCAUUGAUCCUGUCGUUGCAUACGAAUGACAGGUUGAAUUGUAUUUAUUCAUGUGGCAUCUGUUGGUUGUAAUAUCUUAGAAAUCCACGUGAAUGUUCGGAAAUUUUUUAUUUUUUAUCAUCUCCUCUGUAAUUAAUGUAAUUAACGAUUACAGAUGUAAUUCACAUGUCAUUACCGAAUGGUUAAUAUUAUGGAUGAAUAAAAAUACGUGAUUUUAUAUUA